AUGGACACCUCCAAAGACAUUAACCCUUCAGACCUCUUCUCAGCUAAGGGUCUUACUGUGGUCAUCACAGGUGGAGGAAGUGGCAUCGGCCUCGCUUUUGCCGCGAGUCUCGCUCGCUCCGGAGCUGAAAAGGUGUACCUACUGGGACGUAGAGUCAAGAACCUCGAAGACGCCGCCAAAUCAAUCGACUCCAAGAUCAUGAGACCCGUCCAAUGCGAUAUCACCGACCCAUCAUCUAUCGAUGCUGCCGUCAAGCAAAUCGAGAAAGAGUCGUCUCACAUUGACGUCCUGAUCAACAAUGCUGGAGUAACCGGCCCGGACCACAAGGGCAUCGACAAAGUGGAGACUAUCCAAGAGAUGCAAGAGAUCAUGAAGAGAGAUUGGUCAGGCUGGGACACUUCAUUCAAAACAAACACGUCUGCCAUUGUGGCCGUCAGUGCUGCUUUCUUGCAUCUGCUUGACGCAGGAAACAAGAAGAGAGGCUGGGCUACAGGACGCAGAGAAGUACACGAGAGAGUUGAAGGCGCAGACUACGAUGCGAGCGACCUGAGAACAAGUCAGAUCAUCUCCGUCGCUAGUAUUGCUUCUUUCAACCGCUUCGUUACCGCCGGCCUGGCGUACUCCGCAACCAAAGCUGGUGCUGCUAUGCUGGGCAAGGCAUUGGCUACUCUGCUUGCACCUUUCGGCAUCAGAAGUAAUGUCAUCUGUCCUGGAAACUCAAGUUCAUUCCCUGUCACUCAAAUCCCUGCAAGCAGAUCCGGCUCGUAUGAGGACAUGGCCAGUAUGAUCCUAUUCCUCGUCGGCAAGUCUGGUGCCUACCACAACGGCAAUGUACAAAUCAUCGACGGUGGUCGCUUGAGCAUGAUGCCCUCAACAUACUAA
Messenger RNA from Aureobasidium musti, 882 nucleotides. Lineage: Eukaryota; Fungi; Ascomycota; Dothideomycetes; Dothideales; Saccotheciaceae. The record is from the annotation of a GenBank genome assembly.